UUCUUCCAACUUCUUCCAGCUUCCAGCUAUGUAGAUCCCCGAGCCAUACCCUCCACUGUCGGAUAUUUUCUAAACUUCAUUUUUCUUCCAAAAUUUUUUCUGUUUAUCUCUAAUACCUCAAAUUUACCUCAAAAUAAAUAUUUUUAUUUGUGUUUUAUUUUUUUUUCAAUUUUUGUGUCUUGUUCCCAUUCGGAUUAUUUAUAAUAUUUAUUUUUUAUUUACGCGUUCCUUUUUAUUUUUUAUUGAUUAUUAAACUUUUUAUUUUUUAUUUUUUCAGAUCUCAAUUUAUUUAUAUUAAUUAAUUGAAUGGUAACAACAGAUCCACAAUGCUUGGAAGCGAAUAUUUAAAUCAUUUGUGGAAAGGCGGCAGCGGCAAAUUAAAAGCCCUCGCCAGGCCGUUGUUAAAGGAUGGCAUUGGGGAUCGCAUGGACAAAGGCAACUUAUGGGUAAUUCCAGGCUUUACCAUGUUUGUAUUUGCAGUAUUAUGGACAACUAAACUAUCAAAAAUCGCCCUCGAAGAGUCCACAUGCCGCGGUGCCUCAAUUUACAAUUUUGAAGGAACACAAUUAGACGACGAUGCCAAAAGGCAUUGUGAAACAGCAAAACGCUAUUAUGUUGGCGUUAAUGAACAAUUUUCUCUCGACCCUUCUUGGAGAACGCAGAGAGAAGUUAAAAACCCUGAAUGGGUUCUCUGGUUUUGGGGACCAAUUGUCUUUGUUAUGUAUGUUCUGACACGUUUUGUAUGGACUCUUUUAAUGGAAAAUCAAGGUAUCAACUUCCCAAACGUAAUUAGCGCUUCUCAAUCGGUUACUGUAGAAACUGAUGGAAUUAUUGAAGUAGAUGAAGAACGUUUGUUGGAAAGGCUGUCUGUUGUUGCUGAAAAUUUUAGAACGGCAUAUUCUUCAAGAGCAUUUGGCGCCUUUCUCGCCUUUGAAUUUUCACUUGUAUUGGCACCACUUAUUUUGUUACUAUUUGUUCUUCCAUUGAUGAUUGGUGCAAAUUAUCGGUCUUGGGGAUUUGACAUUAUGCGAGCUUGGUGGGAAGGCAGAGAUUGGCAAGGAAAUCCACUUGCUCCAUUCUUCGAGUUUUCUGGACACAGAGAUCGAAGUAUGCUCGUUCCAUUGGUGCCUCGAAUUACUUAUUGUGACUAUCAUUUUGUUUCGCUCGGCAACACACAUACGCUAACCUAUCGUUGCUAUUUGGAUGCAAAUUGGCAUGAAAGGACAGCUUUGUUUACUUGGGUUAUGCUUGUCUUCUUAACGUUAAUAAAUGUUGGCAAUUUAUUCUUCUGGGUAGAAUGGGCUAUUCGGAUGAGAAAUAAAAGGCAACGUAGAAAAUGGGUUACAAGGAAAUGGUUAAAUGCUGAUGGAUUUAGUGAUGCUGAGCUUACAAUGAUGAUUAAAUUUGCUGAAGAAUUUAGAAUGGGCCAACUUCUCUACUUCUACUUUAUCAAAUGCCAUACUGAUCGUGUUGUAGCAAGUGCAUUCUGUACAGCACUUUUUGGACGAUGGUUGGAGAAGAAAAGACGACAACGCGCUUCUUUGGGAAUGAAUGAUUCGUCAUAUCCAAUGUCACCACCACCUCAAAAUGGCGACGGAAUGGAAAAUAGAGAGGUCAGCGUUAUGUACAACAAAGGAAAAGGAAUUGGUUGGGAGCAUCUCCAAAGACUUUUGCCUUAA
Meloidogyne enterolobii is the source of this 1679-nucleotide messenger RNA. The record is from the annotation of a GenBank genome assembly. Lineage: Eukaryota; Metazoa; Nematoda; Chromadorea; Rhabditida; Meloidogynidae.